Clonostachys rhizophaga is the source of this 708-nucleotide messenger RNA. The record is from the annotation of a GenBank genome assembly. NCBI's taxonomy places the organism in Eukaryota, Fungi, Ascomycota, Sordariomycetes, Hypocreales, Bionectriaceae.
AUGCCCUUCGUCGGCCCGGAUGCCCAGCUGGCUGCUCGCAAAAGAAGAUGGGAACACGAUGAAGACGACGACGAAAUGAUCCGCCGGCUAUACGGCCCCGAAGAGUCCCCAGACCUCAUCCUCCUCAACCACCCUCACUACCACCAACCAUCACAGCAGUCCGAUCGAGCUCGCAAGAUCCUGCCUCUGUCUAACAAACGGGCACGGAUCGCGGAGGACGAGAUACACCUCCAAGAUAAUCACAACAGCCGCCGGCGGCUGUCCCAGCAGCUUCGCGUGCUGCACGACCAAACUCCCUCACUGGGCAGCAAAGCGGCGGCAACGAAGCCGCUCCUCACGCCCUGCCAUAUCUGCCACCGAAGACCAACGAAGAAAUCCCAGCUGGACUCAUUCGCCGAGUGCGAGGGAUGUGGAGAGCGCACAUGCUUCGUGUGCAUCCGCCAGUGCCAAGGAUGGAGCGGCGACGAAGGAAGCGCCCUGUCAGAGCAGGAGGUGCUGUCCCGCUCGUUCCACAUGGACGAUAUCGACGACAUGUCACCGGUGGGCGAGAAGCACCCUGACAAGAACUUCAGCUCUUCACAGACGCGAGCAAAGGGAUGGGACGCCCACGGCCACCGGACGGUCAUCUGCAGCCGGUGCUGUGUUGAGCGAGGUACCGAAGGAGAUGUUGUUUGCCUGGGCUGCCUAUCUACGACAGAGAUGGCUUAG